UAUUAGACCUAAAUCAGGUCAUGAAGCGAUGAGUAGACAAGCAGGGGGUCGACAAAGUCUUUGCUUCACUCGAAAAGAUUAUAAAAAUUAUCUUCGGUCGAAGCGUAUGCACUCAAUCCAAGAAGGAGAUACAGGAGCCAUUCUUCAAUAUCUACAGGACAAGCAGACGGAAAAUCCUUCUUUCUUUUACGCAAUACAAGUAGAUGAAGAUGAGAUGAUGACUAACAUAUUCUGGGCAGACGCAAGAUCAGUAUUAGACUACCACUACUUUGGUGAUGUCAUAUGUUUUGACAUGACCUACAAAACAAAUAGUUACGGCAGACCUUUUGCGGUUUUUGUUGGUGUCAACCAUCAUAAGCAAACAGUGGUUUUUGGAGCAGCAUUAUUGUAUGAUGAAACAAAAGAAACAUUUGAAUGGUUGUUUGAAACAUUCAAAAAAGCCAUGUCCGGAAAAGAACCAAAGACAAUAUUGACCGAUCAAUGCGCAGCCAUUAUCGGUGCCAUUGACAUUGUUUUUGCUAACUCAAUACAUCGUCUAUGUGUGUGGCACAUGUAUCAAAAUGCUGCAAAACAUUUGAGCCAUGUUUUUCAAGGUUCCAAGACAUUCAAGAAAGAUUUUGGCAAGUGUGUUUUUUAUUUUGAAGAAGUUGAAGAAUUUAUAGCAGCUUGGAAUGAUAUGUUAAAGACAUAUAAUUUGGAAGACAAUGAGUGGCUACAUAGAUUAUUCCAGAGCAAAGAGAAGUGGGCGCUGGUGUAUGGUCGGCAAACCUUCUGCGCAGAUAUGAUAUCUACACAAAGAAGUGAGAGUCUCAAUGCAAUGUUGAAGCGAUACUUGCAUGUUCGCCUUGAUCUAUUAGACUUCUUCAAGCACUACGAGAGGGCAGUGGAUGACAGGAGGUAUGCUGAAGUGGAAAGUGAUUUCUAUGCAAGUCAAACAUCUCCUAAAGUUCCACGUGUGCGGAUGCUGAUACAAACUUCGAAGGAAUAUACGCCGGCUAUGUUUGAAAUAUUCAGAGGAGAAUACGACAUGGUGAUGGGAUGUUGUUUGUACAAUAGUGGUCAUAGUGACUCUACUUUAGAAUUCAAAGUUAGUAAUACAGAUCACCCCCGAAGCCAUCAAUUUACAGUGAAAUUUGAUCCUAAUGGAUCAAAGGUUUCAUGUUCAUGCAAAAAGUUUGAAUUUGUGGGGGUAUUGUGUCGUCAUGCAUUGAAGGUGUUGGAUCAUAACAAUAUCAAGGAGUUGGCACAGGAAUAUAUCCUGAAAAGGUGGACAAGACAUGCAAAAACAGGACCAUCACAGGCAAUUCAAAAAUGUGUUAAUGAUGAAGAUACUAGAGUUGUGUUGGCUAAACGGUACGGAUCAUUGUGUCGUUCUUAUAAUAACAUCUUGAGUAAAGCAGCAGAAAACGAAGAGGCAUAUGCACUGCUACAAAGUGCGUCAAUAGAUCUAAUGGAAAAGGUGGACCAGAUCAUGCAUAGAAAUCGGUCAAGCGAUAUGUCACCUAAUUGUGAACAAGCAGAGAAGCAACCAGUUGAAUGCAACAAAGAAAAUGAAGUCCAAGUACAGGGAAUAAAGAGAAAAGAAGCAGGAAGUAGCAGCAAGCGGAACAAAUCGGGACUUGAACAGAAGAAGAAUAAAUCAAAGAAAGGGCAAGCAACAAUGUACAAGAGUGGUAAUUGUGCUUCUGCACCAUCCGAAGGAAAUCCUAGUUUCAAUGUUCAAUUGAACAACAACAAUUUAGCAGGAUUCAACUGGUCUAUGCCUCAACUACCGCAGGGCGGGAACUACAAUGUUCAAGCACUACCGGGCGCUAUGCCUCAACUACCGCAUGGCGGGAACUAUAAUUUUCAAGCACUACCGGGCGCUAUGCCUCAACUACCGCAGGGCGGGAACUAUAAUUUUCAAGCACUGCCACAUGCUAUGCCUCAGGUUGAGAACUACAAUAUGCAAGUAUUGCAGCGGGCGAUGCCUCCACUACAUCAGGCGAAUGCAACUUUUCAGCAGUUGCUUGGUUUGCAGCCACAUCAGCCAUAUUCCUAUUAUAACACUCAACCAAGUCAGAGUUCUGGUUCAGUAGGUUUACCAGAUAUGGGAUGGACAACAUAUCAAAAUGGUCAGCUGCCAAGCAAGUUCUUGGGUAGCCAAUCAAGUCAUCAACAAGAUAAUCCUUUUUAAGUGGCUCGAUGUUACAGUUCUUGGGAUGUAGUACUUGAUCUUACCAUUCAUAUUACAGCUCGAUAUGUAAGAAUACUGGUUAUGCAC
Lolium rigidum is the source of this 2263-nucleotide messenger RNA. RefSeq names its product protein FAR1-RELATED SEQUENCE 5-like. Bases 29 to 2176 code for a protein of 715 amino acids. The transcript is spliced from 4 exons. Gene Ontology annotation, molecular function: zinc ion binding. Gene Ontology annotation, biological process: regulation of DNA-templated transcription. NCBI's taxonomy places the organism in Eukaryota, Viridiplantae, Streptophyta, Magnoliopsida, Poales, Poaceae. The record is from RefSeq and is a predicted model, not a curated record.